Messenger RNA from Cylindrotheca closterium, 696 nucleotides. NCBI's taxonomy places the organism in Eukaryota, Bacillariophyta, Bacillariophyceae, Bacillariales, Bacillariaceae. The record is from the annotation of a GenBank genome assembly.
AUGUCUUCUCAGGAAGAAGAAACCCAAAAUGACGAGCAAUAUGCCAAGGAUAUGCAACUUGCCUUCAACUUACAAGCCAAAGAGAUGAAUCGAGCGCAUCAUUCGAAGAAAUUGAAGAAACGAGAGAUGCAAACUGCGUUACACGAUGGCUAUUCUCAAAGUAGAUUGAAUCCUGACCAUAUGCUUUUUAUCAGGUGCCUGAUCGACGAUCGACAAGUGGAUCUUUUGGUGGACACUGGAGCCAGUGUAUCGGCCAUAUCAGUGGAAAUGGUGCAAAAGCUACAUCUUGAAUCCAAGUGGAAUCGUAGUAUCACUGGGAAUGCUAGAGGAGUGGGAAGUUCAAAUAUCCUUGGUAUUGUGGAACACGUCGAUUGCAUGAUUGGCCAUGUAGAGUUUCGACUAUUUUUUAUGGUCUUGGAAGGUCAAAUGCCAUAUUGUAUUCUUGGUUUGGACCAGAUGCGACGGUUUCGAUGCAAUGUAGACCUAGAUGAGGAUGUACUGGUAUUUGGGGGCAAAGGUGGGGUUUCCGUCCCAUUCCUGCCGCAGGAAGAAGCUGCAAUUGCUGCGCACAAGAUGAUGACGUCAAGCCAGCAGCAAGAACAGGUGGAACUGCAGCAAGAGCAACAAAGGGAAUGGUCUCAAGAAAGCAAUAGAAAAAAGAAAAGUGGAAAGUUUAAGUCCUUUUUUCGGAGCUGA